Molecule: messenger RNA, 1580 nt
Organism: Rhea pennata
Lineage: Eukaryota; Metazoa; Chordata; Aves; Rheiformes; Rheidae
Gene: DOK2
Product: docking protein 2
Exons: 5
Coding region: 18-1565 (515 amino acids)
Biological process (GO): Ras protein signal transduction; positive regulation of MAPK cascade; cell surface receptor protein tyrosine kinase signaling pathway
Cellular component (GO): cytoplasm
Source: RefSeq, a predicted model, not a curated record
AUGCCCGCGGCGCGGCGAUGGACGAGGCGGUGGUGAAGCAGGGCUCGCUCUACCUGCAGCUGCAGCAGACCUUCGGCAAGAAAUGGAGGAAGUUCUGGGGCAUUUUGUACCGGGAAAGCUCCUGCUCCACGGCCCGCCUCGAGCUCUUCGAGGGCGCCGGGCCGCCCGCCGCCGACAAGCCGCGGCGCGGCGAGGGCGGCAGGAAGCUCGUCAAGCUGAGCGACUGCGUGCACGUGGCGGAGGCGCCCGGCGACGCCGGCGGCCCCAAGGACACCGUCGCCUUCCUGCUGGAGACCACCGACAAGCGCUACCUCCUGGCGGCCGAGGCGGCCGAGGCGGCCGGCUGGAUCGGGAAGCUCUGCGAGCUGGCCUUUCCCGCGGCGAUGGGGAAGGAGAGCCAACAGGCCGCGCGGAAAUCCCAGGACGGCGUGUUUUCCAUGGAGGAGAACUCCCUGUACAGCUCCAGCGGCAAAGUCGUCUUGGAGAAGGAGUUUGAGGUGACGGUGAGGGCGACGGAGUCCUCGGAGCGCUGCCGCCUCUGGGGCCGGUUCCUCCUGCGGGCCGAGGAGGAGGCCCUGGAGCUGCGGGACGUCCAGACGCUGGAGGUGCUCUACAGCUGGCCCUACAAGUUCCUGCGGCGCUUCGGCCGCGACAAGGUGACCUUCUCCUUCGAGGCCGGCCGACGGUGCGCGUCCGGGGAAGGCAACUUCGAGUUCGAGACGCGGCAAGGCAACGAGAUCUUCCAGGUCAUCGAGGCGGCCAUCAACGUGCAGCGGAGCCGGGGGGCCGAGGAGCCGCGGCGGGACGACGCCUGCCGGCCGCCGGGCCACGGCAAGGCGCCCGGCUGGACGCCGGAGCACGAGGAGCGGGGCCCGGCCGAGGCCACCAGGUGCCCCUCCCUGGACGGCAAGGCCACCAAAGCCAAGGUGCCCAGCGGCUGCCCUGCGGCCGGCGAGCCCCACGGCGCCUUCCUGCCCUCGCACGGCGCCAAGUGCCCCUACGCCGAGCCCUGCGACUCCCUGCGCCGGGCCGGCUCCCCGGCCGGCGCCAAGGCCCCGGAGAAGGGCAGGAAGCCGGAGCCGGCGGCCAAAGGGGCGGCGGAGGCCGAGUACGCCGUGCCCUUCGACGCCAUCGCCAAGUCCCUCGCGAGCGGCAAGUUCGGGGGCUUCCUCGCCGAGGCGCCGCCGGACCCGCUGUACGACGCUGUCGGGGCGGCGGGUGUGCGGGAAGCCGGGCGGCCCCCGGCGCGCCGCCAAGCCGCCACCAAGCCGGAGCACAUCUACGACGAGCCCGAGGGGCUGUCCGCCCACAGCGUCUACGACGAGCCGCAGGAGGUGAAGGGGGAGGCCUGGCGGCUGCAGGCCACCCCCGAGGACCCCCCGGGGCACGAGUACCCCUACAACCCGCAGCGGGACGACUACUCGGUGCCCAAGAGACCCGUGCCGGCCACGCAGCGCCCCGUGCCGGCCACGCAGCCCUUGGCGGUGCAGGGCGAGGAGUGGCUGGGGGACACCGAGUACGACAACGUGGCCCUCAAGUUUGCAAAGAUGAGGAACGUGCAGUGAGCGGGGGGCAGGCGA